Messenger RNA from Guillardia theta CCMP2712, 730 nucleotides. RefSeq lists its product as hypothetical. The record is from RefSeq and is a predicted model, not a curated record. NCBI's taxonomy places the organism in Eukaryota, Cryptophyceae, Pyrenomonadales, Geminigeraceae. The transcript is spliced from 2 exons. Bases 139 to 306 code for a protein of 55 amino acids.
GUGCGAGCGUGAUGUGAAGAUGGCUUACGAAGCCUUGAAGACGAUGAGAUGCUUGACUCGAGCAAUCGUUAUCACACAAGCACACACCAGUCGAUGUGACCUGCCUUGACUGUGAUACUCGCAAGGGCGACAGCACCGAUGGCUGCGAGACAGAGUCUGAUGUCUGCUUGCCUGCUAUCAUCACUGAUGAGUGUGCGAGGCUUGUUGUGGGUGCUGCCAGGUCGAGCACAGGGAUACCUGGGAGAGCAACACGAGGCUGAACGGCUGAGUCAUGGCUGCAACGUUGAACGAAAGCUUAUCGGAUGAAGAUGAUGUUAUGGAGGAACCAUGCCGCUGAGGACAGAGAGAACGGAUUUCCCUCGGUCCUCCGCUCCCUGUAUCUGCUCUGCGUCUGCACGUUCAACCAUUGCCACUAGUGGAGGGAACCCAUAGCGUGAUGCCAAGGGCUUUCUGUCUUGCUUGGCAUACCACCAACAGACAACUGGCUGCAUUCAAUUCUUGGCUUGUCUUGGACUGAAUCCAGUGAAUCAAACAACCAGCAAGUCAAUGCAGCAACUCACCGCUCCUCGAUUGCACUGGCAUCAUGCCUCGCACAUCAUCUCACCUAUGGUAUCGGAGCACGGCCAGUUUGAGCAUCACAGCUUUGAAAACACAUAGUGAAAUCUCCUUGACGCUGCUGACCUCCUUAUGCCCCGCCCCUUUGCUCGAAAUUUCCAAUUCGAUUUGCCAG